AUGGGCCAGGCAUUCGGAUUAAGGGGAAACAAAGUGACCAUAGGUCACAUCGCGACGGUCAUCAUCCCCGCCUACAUCUGCUUCGGGUAUCUGAACGCGGUGUCCAGCGGCAUCGUCAACCGACAAUCAUGGGUGGAUACAUUCCCCCAGCUCGACACGGUGAACACCACUGGAGCGACGAACGCCGAGAACUCCCGGAUCGAGGGCACGGUGGUGGCUCUCUUCAACCUGGGUUGUCUUUUCAGUGCCAUCGCCUGUAUCGGGGUCGGUGAUCGCCUGGGCAGGAAACGAACAUUCAUGCUUGGGUUGGCGAUCACGAUUGUGGGCUCGGUUCUUCAGAGUACGGCCUUUGUGCUGGCACAUCUGAUUGUCGGGCGGUUCAUUACUGGGUUGGGAUUCGGCGCGGUGACGGCUACAGGGCCAAAUUGGCAGAGCGAGACAACUACCCCCAAGCUUCGUGGGUUUAUUGUGAUGCUUCAAAGCGGGUUCUUGGCCAUCGGUCUGGCCGUGGCGGGCUGGCUGGAAUAUGGCCUCGCCUUCGCUGAGGGCUCCGUCGUCUGGCGCCUGCCGCUCGCUUUUCCGUGCCUCCUCUGUCUGAUAUCUCUAGUCUUCACCCCCUUCUGGCCGGAAUCGCCGAGAUGGCUCAUCAAAGUAGGUCGGAUCGACGAGGCCCGCGAAGCGCUAGCCAUUCUUCUCGACGAGUCUCCCACGAGUGAGGCAGUGGGCUCCUUUAAGGACAUCUUUCGAAACGGGCCCUCACGCUUCGGUAAUCGGGCUUCCAUUGCCAUUGCCACGCAAAUGGCGCAGCAAAUGUGUGGACAGAACGCCAUCACUUUCUAUCAAAGUACCAUCUUCAAGCAGUUUCUCGGCAUGGAUUCCAAGCUAGCGCUGCUCAUGUCAGCCGUGCUGUUUACCUGGAAAAUCCUAAUCAGCCCCUUCGGCGCCCUCACUGUUGACAAAGCCGGCCGUCGGAAGCUGCUGAUCCUCUCCUUCGUGGGAAUGGGCAUCUGCAUGGCGGUUAUGGCGGGCUGCAUGUCCCAGACCAGUAGCAGCAAAGCAGCCAUGGACACCGCCGUUGUCUUCAUCUUCAUCUACGUUUUCUUC
Molecule: messenger RNA, 1104 nt
Organism: Aspergillus uvarum CBS 121591
Lineage: Eukaryota; Fungi; Ascomycota; Eurotiomycetes; Eurotiales; Aspergillaceae
Product: MFS sugar transporter
Exons: 5
Biological process (GO): transmembrane transport; carbohydrate transport
Cellular component (GO): membrane
Molecular function (GO): carbohydrate:proton symporter activity
Source: RefSeq, a predicted model, not a curated record